AUGCCGAAGUUGCAAUGUAAAAAGUGUAAACAAUUUUUACCAAAUACCAAGGAAGACAGUGUGGAGUGUAAAAAGUGCAAACAUGCCUUUCAUAGAAAGUGUGUAAAAGAUAUAAGUUGUUUUAGUGCUAAAGGCAUUUGUGAUACGUGUGAAGAGGUAAAAACAGGGGGCGGAACGCCACGCUCACCAACGACUAAAGACAAUGAAGUCGUACUUGAACAAAUUAAUGAACGAAUGGCUAUAGUGGAGGGAAUGAGCAAAAAAUUGGAAGAAAUUAACUUACAGCUUAAAUAUUACGCAGAGAAGUACAAAGAAACGUUAGAUUUUAAGAAGGAAGCUACUGAAAAAUUCACUAAGCAUGAAAAUCAAAUUAAAGAUUUGCAACAACGUAAUAUUCACCUAGAGAAGCGCAAUAAAAUGAUGGAAGAACGUAUAUGUGUAUUUGAAAAUCGAGAAAGAGAAAAAAAUAUCGAGUUGAAUGGUGUUAAAUACAAAGAAAAAGAAAAUAUACUCGAAAUUGUACGUAAAAUUUCACAUAUGAUGGGAGUAGAAGAUGACAUAGAGAGUGCUUGGCGGGUGGGAAGAGAAAAAAAUAACGGAAAGCCGCGCCCAGUUUUUGUGCGAUUGAGAAGCUGA
This is a messenger RNA of Parnassius apollo (apollo), 636 nucleotides long. NCBI's taxonomy places the organism in Eukaryota, Metazoa, Arthropoda, Insecta, Lepidoptera, Papilionidae. The record is from the annotation of a GenBank genome assembly.